UAACCCGGGUGUCUAUGUCCAAGCUGCCAUGGAGUGAACAAACACCGAGGGGGGUUAUUUGUUCCCAUCAGAGUCCCCGCAUCCCCAGCAGCCAGUCCCUGCGACGUCGGGCCCCGGCUGCGUUCGGAAGCAAAGCUGGGCGGGGCCGGGAGUCUUUCCUGCGGAGGAAGAAGCUGAGGCGGGAGCGGGGACCCGGUGGCCUUUGCUCUGGGCCGGGAGGCCCAUGGCGCCGCCCCCAGCCCCGCUACAGGCGCUGAGACCCGGGCAGAGGCGGCCGGGUUGCAAGCAGCCCGCGGCCGUGAGGUUCGCGGACGUGGCCGUGUACUUCUCCCUGGAGGAGUGGGGGAGUCUGCGGCCCGCGCAGAGGGCCCUGUACCGGGACGUGAUGCGGGAGAACUACGGCCACCUGGGCGCGCUCGGAUUCCCAGGCCCCAAACCAGCCCUCAUCUCUUGGAUGGAACAGGAGAGUGAGGCUUGGAGCCCCGCCGCCCAGGAUCCUGAGGAGGGGGAAAGCCUGGGAGGAGCUCUGAGAGGAGAUGGUCCAGACAAGAAGGAAGAACCCCAGGAAGAGCCAGGAGCCCAUGGGACCAGAAAGACUCCUGAGAAGGAGCCGUCUGAAGACCUGGUUAAAGACAACCCUGACUCGCCAGCCAGCCGGGCCAUGGCGAGAGCACAGCCACCGCUGAAGGCGGCCUGGGACCAGGGCGCAGGGGAUGCGCAGGCGAGCCAGCGGCGCCACGUGUGUGCAGACUGUGGCCGCCGCUUCACCUACCCAUCGCUGCUGGUCAGCCACCGGCGCAUGCACUCUGGGGAGCGGCCCUUCCCCUGCCCCGAGUGCGGCAUGCGCUUCAAGAGAAAGUUCGCCGUGGAAGCACACCAGUGGAUCCACCGCUCCUGCUCUGGGGGGCGGCGAGGCCGGCGGCCUGGGAUCAGGGCUGUGCCUCGGGCACCUGUGCGGGGUGACCGGGACCCGCCUGUCCUGUUCCGGCACUACCCCGACAUCUUCGAGGAGUGCGGCUGAGCACUCUUCCCACGCUGGGAUAGAGCCUGCCUAGGUGCUAGGCACUGACUGGGCCCUGAGGUAGGCAACUGAGUCAGGGGCUUGGGAACCAGAAGUCAUCCCCUGGACUUCCCUCAAGGAUCCCACAAGUUUCUAAACUUGUGAAAAAGAAAAGUGCCUGUAAAAAUUAAAAUAGAUUAAACUUGACACCUUUCUCCCACUUUAAAAAAAAUGAGUGAGAUGCUAGACUUUUCUCAGUUGUUAUCUCAGUAACAGGUGCAACCAAGAUCUUUCCACUGUCUCAAAAAAAAAAAAAAAAAUCCCCUUGCUUCUUAUUUACAUGAGAGGCAAAUGCUGAGGGGGGCUAAGGCCUGGGGAGGGAUCCCGGAUGGAGGCCAUGGAAGGUCCUAGCAAACUGACACCAGCAAGGAGUUCUGGAAGAGAAAUGGGUGGCCAGAAGCAGGGGGCAGAUCUAGUCUGGGGCUUGCCCCACCCCACGGCCGGUAACCAUACUCCCUCCCUAAGCCUCAACUCCUCAACUAUAAAAUGAGGCUUAAUAAUAUCUACCUCAAAGGAAAGAGUUACUGUGCAGACUGAAAUUUUAACAUGUGUGAUAUAGUAAAAGUGCAAUAAACUUUUGU
Molecule: messenger RNA, 1641 nt
Organism: Condylura cristata (star-nosed mole)
Lineage: Eukaryota; Metazoa; Chordata; Mammalia; Eulipotyphla; Talpidae
Gene: ZNF688
Product: zinc finger protein 688
Exons: 3
Coding region: 224-1021 (265 amino acids)
Biological process (GO): regulation of DNA-templated transcription
Source: RefSeq, a predicted model, not a curated record